GUAUGCAUCAAAUAAGAUUUGUGAGGGGCUCCGAUGGAGGCUGCGGGCUGCUUGGAGUGCGGGUCCGUGGCGAAUAUGGGUGUCGAUCGCGCUGCGAUUGGGCCCGGCGAGUCCGAAGUCAGCGCGUGCUCACAGCGACGCGCCUGGCUCGCAGGCGAUCGCGCGAAUCUUGUCGCUAAACGUCGUGGUAUUGCUCAGGUGCAGAAAUGUCGCGCUCAGGAGUGCGGGAAUUUGUUCGUGUCCGUCGCCCCGUCGAUUGGACCGGACUUAGGCACGACCAGGCACGACAGAGUGCACGCCUCGAAGUGUGAGGAGGAUUACGACAAGUGCCAGCAACGUCACCGUCGCAGGACCUUCUUAAAGAAAGUUGAUUUUGUCGUGAUCAUGUACUUGGUAUAGUCUCUAUUGCUUCAUGAUGCAAAAGUGCAACGUCAUGUCGCGAGGCCGGUUGAACGCCUUGUGCUGACAUUAGGAAAACAUGGACGCACGUUCGUCCGAAUGCAUGCCCUACCUGCCUGCGACUGCCCGCACAUCACUCACCCCUGUCGUUUUCCUUCCGGUUUCAGUGCCAGAAGCUUCUUCCCCGGAGCAUUUUAAUCCUAAUAUGAAUUUGCGGAGCGUCAAGUAUGCUUUACACAUCGACAAUAGUAUAGGCAUAGAGUAUGGACCUGUCGACCGCCGACGGGCUCACGUUGGUAGGCGCCAGUGACUGGACCAACUAAGCUUAAUGCCUUCAAGCAUUUUUAUGCACGCAUGAUGAUAUGGUGCAAAUGCGUGGAGCACAAAGCUAUGAGCCCAUUGCCCAAAUCGGGACUGGGGCUUUUGGCACUGUGGCACUCGCGCACAAUGGCGCUGGGCUCCUCGUCGCUGUGAAAGCGACGAAAACGCCCGAUGAUCCCUUGUCACUGCGCCUGGCCCAGCGAGAGGCGCGCGCUCUCCGGCUAUGCAAUCACCCUUGCAUCAUCAAGCUGCUGGAUUGCUUCCGCAGCCCGAGUGGCAGAGCCUAUCUGGUGCUCGAGUAUGUGAACGGCUGUGCCAGCACGCUGCUGGAGUCCUGCCCUCGCGGCCUGUCGCCCGUUGCCCUCAAACUGCUGGCGUGGCAGAUGUGUCUGGCGCUGUCGCACAUGCACACGGGGCAGACGCAACUUCUGCACCGUGACAUCAAACCGAGCAAUAUCCUCGUCAGCACUGAGGGGUUCGUCAAGCUGUGUGAUUUUGGCCUCGCCCGGGCUUUGCCGCGCGCUGGUGCCCCGACCUCAAGCGCUCGCGACAGCGGCAGCAGUCCCGAGGCCAGCAGUGCCAAUAGCUGCAGCCAGAGCUGCAGCGACAGCCGGCCCUACGUGGCGGGCUCGGCAGGGGCGCAGCAGUCGCAGCAGCAGCUGCUGUCCUCGUACGUCGUGACUCGGUGGUAUCGGCCGCCGGAGAUCCUGUUGAGCCAGGCCUACGGCCCGCCCGCGGACAUCUUCUCGCUGGGCACCACCAUCGCCGAGCUGGCGGUCGGCAUUCCCCUGUUCCCCGGUGCCUCCACCACGGACCAACUCAACAGGCUCUGCAGGUGCUUUGGCCCGCUGCCGCAGCACAUGACUGCGGCGCUGUCCGCCAUGGCCGCCCGCUCCGCCACGCCCGCCGUGGCCGCGGAGCUGAGUGUCGUGGGCGCGCAACGCGGCCGCUCCCUCAAGCAGCGCUUGUACGGCUGCUGUGACGGCACCGGCGGCCGCACCACUUAUGCCACUGGCGGCGGCGGCGGCGGCAUGUCGGGGCCUGCGGCGGCGCCGUCACCGCGGCGCAGCGCGCGGGCGGAGCCCGACCCCCAGCUCCUGGAGUUCCUGCAGGCCUGCAUGGAGCUGGAUCCGGCGAUGCGGCUUACGGCAGAUCAACUGCUGGAUCUGCCGUACUUUGAUGACGUGGCGCAGCUCGUGGCGGCGUCGGGAUCUCCGACGCUGUACGAACUGCUCACAAUGGAGGUCGGCAAGCGCAGCGGUGCCGCUGCCGCCGCCGCGGCGGGGAGGGCGGCGGCAGGCGCAUCGGCCGAGGCGCCGGAGGAGGCCGCCGUGGCGGCGGUGUCUGUUUCGCAGCUUCGGCAGCAGCAGGCCGCACGGCGGGCGGCAGCGGAGGUGCAGGAGGCGGCGGAGGUGCCGCAGGUGCCGGAGGCGCUGCACGAUGGCGUGACGCGGCGGCUGCGCGCAUCAGGCCUGGGCAACCAGCAGCAUUCGUACGCAACUGCUGAAGGCAACGACCGCAUCGUUGCCGGGGGAGGCAGCAGCGCCCACAUAUGCAAGCUUGCCGUUGCCGCGCGCAGCCACACGCCCUCGGCCGCACCCACACCCGAGGGUGGCGGCACGCCUCUGGCCACGACACCUAUGUCUGGAAUUUCGGUGCGGUCUGUGGCGACAAGCGUCCUGUCCGUCCUGCCGUCGCCGCCGCAGCCGCCGCCUCUGCACCAUCCGCCGCAGGACCAAGAGAUCUCCUUUGGUGACGGUGUGGGGCCACCGCAGCAGCAGCAGGACCGUCACCGCCACCACGCCACCCACCACGCCCACGUGCCAGCUGCUGCAGGGCAGUGCCGGGUGGUUGACACGCGGUCCAUCUCGGCGCACGCCGCCGCAACAGACAACGGAAAGCAGCAGGCGCACACUCAUCAGCCGCCGCUACACGCCACACGCGAAGCAACAGAUGCUGCUGGGGCAGCGCCCGUUGGCCUGGGCUUGGACGCACCCACCCUUGCGGUGUCGCAGCCGUCACAAGCGAGCUCGGGCAUCGCAGGCGCGGCUGCGGCCGCUGUCGUCACCGCACAACCGGUUCCGCUGCAGCAGCUUGGCCUUGGUCGCAGUCAGUCCUGCGCCACAAGCGACUGCGGAAUCAGCCCCAUGCCGCACGGCCACACCGUCGCCGGCUCCACAACUUUGGGUGCGGAGCUGGAGAUCUCGCGCUCGGCGUUCCCCAGCAGCAGCACGAGCGGCUUCAUCGCGAACGGCAACAGCAGCAGCCAGCCAACAACGACGGCGCCAGCCACGGGCUCUGGGAAGGCAACAGGGCCGGUGCGCACGCUGUGCACCCCGGAAGGCGCGGCCAUGAAGGCAUCUGCAGGCGUGGGUGUGUCGUACGACCAGCCGGAGCUGCAGCUGCAACCACCGCAGCAGCCGCAGCAGGUUUCCUUCGUGCCGCUGCCUCCUCCGGGGCUGCUGCUUUAUCCGCCGGGGCCUUGCGCCGCUGGCGCUGGCCAUCCGGCGUCGGCGGCGGCUGGACCUGAUGGCGGCGCAACGCCGCAACCGCCUCCUUCUUCAGGCCCGAGCCCUACCAUCAACUGGGAGCAGCUUUACACGGAGCACCUGCAGCUGCAGAAGAAGAACCAACUGCAGUCGCAGCAGUUGCAGCUACAGCCGUUUCCGCAGCAGCAGCCCGCGGCAACAACCUUUGCUGAAUUUGGGCCGGCGGCCUCCACAACCGUGGCUUUUUUGAGCAACAGUAGUGCGCGGCCGCCCUCAGGCGCGGCUGCAGCAGCCGUGACGCCGCUUUUCAUCGGCUGCCAGCCAGCAGGCCUUGCCGCGCGCCUGCCGUCAGUGCCGGAGUGCUCAUCCUCCCCGGCGGCUGCGGCCGCGCUUCAGCAGCUGACUGCAGUAGUCGUGGGGGCCGCCACCGCUGCCGCACAUACUGGCAAGCAGCAUUCCGACAGCUCCUUCAAGGAGGACAUUAGCUUUGGCGAGGACGCCGCUUUUGCUGGCGUGCCGCCAGCCAUCCGCAGCAACAACAACACAAGCUCUUCCUCAUCAGCUGCGGGAGGCAGUGACGCACGCGCCACCGCCCAUGUGCCUCGCUCGCCGCCGUCAAAGGCCAAUGGCGCUGCUGGAGCCGCCCCUCAGGCUGUGGAGGCUGCCGCUACUGCUGCCGCUGCGGCUGCUACUGCCACCUCUGUGAUGCCGGCAGCCGCCGGCGGCUCGCCUCCUCUUGCCGCCUUCUUGGGCGCCACUAUGGCGGCGGCCUCCACCACAGCUGAUGACGUGGCAACUGCUGCUGACUCAGGCUUGCAGCAGCUGCAGCCGCAGCGGUGUGUCCCAGGCGCGGACUGCCGCCCAUCGCCCGGAGGUACAGGCGACCCAGGCGGGGGCACGCCCGAUCCGCCGGCAGCACCACCGGCAACAACAGCAGCGCCCAGCAGCAGUAGCAGCAACGGGCACGAGCCAAAAAACGGGCUGGCCGCGGUCCUGGAGACGUCGGUUGCAAGGACCGCGGCAUGCUCAGCCGGCUUUGGAAGAAGCUCCGGGACUGAGGUAGCAACCGAGGCGGAGAUGGUACACGCGCCUGCUGCGCUUGCGCCAGCAGCAGCAAAGCGGCAGCAGGAGGGGCAGGUCCGGGCGGCCUUGCCAAAGGCGCAGGCGCAUUUGCACCUGCCGGAUGAGUGCUUCUCGCCUGCUGCUGCAUGCUCCUACAACUCCUUGAUGGUGACCGGCGGGAAUGCGGACACGACUGGCGCGGCUCGGGCGGCAGAGACGGCGACGGCGGAGGCUCCAGCGGCGGCGGUGCAGCAGCCCAGCAUGCUGUGGCGGCGGCCGUGGUACCCGCAGGCAGGCAGGGCGCUGCUGGGGGUGCCUGUUGACGUUGCUGCGCUCACCAGCACUGCCGGUGGUGGUGCAGCUGCUGGUCGCCGGGCGACAGCAGUUAUGCAGGUGGGCCCGGUUGGCAGCAGCACCUGCGGCACUGGCGGCGGAGCAGCCAAUGACGCCGCCGCCGGGAGCGCUGCUGCUUGCGUAGGGGCGGCAUGCGAGAUGGGAGCUGGCGGGCUAUCAGCCGCCGGCCAGGUUCCCGUCAGCGGAGGCGUGGACGUUUGCAUGGGAGGCUUCAGUCAUCUUGAUGAGAUGGAGCUCCUGGAGGAUUACGUGUGCGAGGGCGAGGAUGAGGGCCAGCAGGAACAGCAGGAAUGUACACGGCCACAGUGGGAUCGAGCGGAUGUGCGGAUGGUCAGGGAGCAGGCUAUCGGCGGCGUGGGUGCGGGAGCGGGCUUGCUCGCCCCACCAUGCGCUGGGUCCGGCCUCGCGUCCACGCAGCUCUUUUGGGAGCUGGAGCAGCAGCAGGAGGAUGGGGACGGGGCUGCGGCAAAGGAGCAACAGAAGAGGGUGUGGCGGCAGCUGCAGAGGCGGGCUACAGCUGGAACGCUCGGCGGUCCCCUUUCUCGCCUGUGCAGCCUUCUGGCGGGCGUCUCCACCAUCGCACCCAACAGCAGAAACAACAGCAGCAGCAACAGAAGUAACACGCACAGCGGCAGCAGUGGCAGCAGCAGCCACAGCAGCAGGUGCAUCGGGUCGGGAAAUGGCGCCGGAAGCGGCGGCGGCAGUGCAUCAGAGGCGACGCCACACGCCUGCACACCCGCUGCCGUACCUAAAGCGGCAGCAGCGGUUGCACGUGGCUUCGAGUUCGGCUCGGAUACUGGAGCCCGUGUAGUUGACCCGCAUGUGACAAGUGCUGCAGUGGGCACCCACGUCAGCAUUGAAAGCAUCCGGAGUGGUGGCGGUGGUCGCAAUGGUGGCAGUUUCGGCAGCCUGCGGCGGCCACAGGCUGGCGGCGGAUUCUUACGCGGGCAGACAGCCGCGCCGCGCGUGUUGCGCCUGGUGGAAGUAGCGGCCGCGUAGCUUCCGGCGGAGCAUAGCUUUCCGGUUUGACAGCGUAGCAGCAUUUGAGGGUCAAAGUAGAUUUUAUUCGCAGCUUUGGUGCAUGUUCAUGUUCGUUUGGAUCGGAGUUGGUGUACGUGAUGGCAUUGGGUCGGAGUGGAUUGUGCAUCCAGCGUGACUGGGUAAUCUGGUGCUUGUUUCAAAAAUGCUUGUCGGUGGGUGCAAUGACAGGCAGUGGCGAUUGGGAAAGUGCGUGUACAGUGCGCGCGUUCAGAACCUGGUGAAUGAUGGGCUUGGUGAAUGAUCAGUCCCUGACGCAUGUCGCUCUCCUCGACGUGGAGCGCUUCGUGCCGUGCGAAUUAUUGACAAAUAUGCAUGUUUAGGACGACAAUAAUAAUGAGCAAUGCAGAAUUGCUGUCGCAUACCGGUACACACGCGAUGAUUCCAGAGAUGGCCAGAGUGCAAUGACCAAGCCGUGUGCUGCUUUGGUGUGCCAAUAAAUCGUACUUGUUCGAAUGACUGCAUGGCAGAAGAGUCAGUGGCACACGGGUGCGCGGCGUCGGGUGUGCGUUGACCCAGCGCCAAGAUUGGAAUGUUGCUCUUGUGGCUGAAUGCUCCUAUGGCACCCGUACGCAGAGCGACGUCAUGAGGUUUGCCGGACGAGGGGUGACCCGUGGGGAAACCCGCAAUCCAGAUGAAACAAGAAACAAAAACACAAUGUAUCCAGUGACCGGCCUUUCACGUGACAGGCUUGCGAGUGUAAGGCUUCAUUGGUGCGCUGGAUGGAUGUGUGGGGCGGCAGGGGCGUUGCCUGCCUUGAUUGGGUGCUGCCGGCUGCUGUACUGCGGCACUAGAAUGCUAGGGAUGAUUCUACAUUGUGAACCAAUAAGCGACAGACAUCAAUAAACAAUACUUGUGGAGAAAAGUCAAAUUAGGCGCAUGCAGUACUCCAGGAGUUGUCUGUUGUGCCGCGCCGCAUGCCGUACUCCACCUCGUACUUGAGGCGGUCGCUGCGGCAGAUGGACUGGAUCACCUUGAUGUUUGGCGCCACCGCCGAGGACACCUGAGCCUCCGCGUUGACGGGGGCCGAGGGCGGCUGCGGAGGGGCGGGGGUGGAUUGGGCAGGGUUGGACGGAGGGAGGUGGAGGGACGGGGGAGUCGGGAGUGCGCUAGUGCUGAGCCUCGAGCCGGACGAGCUCUGGCUGGAGGCGGGAGGGCGGGAGGGGUGCGACCCCGUGGGGGGCCCUGCUUUUGACCGCCUCGCGGGCUACAUGGGCGAUUUUAUAGUUGAGUAGGCAUUAGCCGGUGAUGCCCCGCGAACCAGUACCUCACCUGAACCGGCGCGGGCCCAUGCUCCUUCGUCACCAGCGCUGCGCUCGCCUGGGGCACGAACGCACUGCGCCGAGCAAAGCGACCAUGUGUACUGCUCACGGAUAGGGGCUGCUUGAGAAGAAUGAGGCGGCGCCACCGCCAUCACGUGAGACUGUGAGAGCUGGGGACGUGCAUUCGAGCUGCUGGAAGGAGGUGGAUUCAGGCCACUCACAAAUAUCUGAGGGUGAGAUCAAUGGAUUCCCGCCAGUUCAACAUCAACGAGUGCUGUACGGUAGCGGUCGGCCACGCACCACCGUAGGAACAAGCGGUGUUGUGUGCUACUUGGCGAGAGCCACGGAUGGCUGAUAGAGGUCACAUGUGGGGCCCCAAUACCGUGGCCCGUGGGGGCAUGUCGCAUUCGUGGAGGGCACCGUAAGUAGUCAGUGUUUCCGGCAUGAUCUUGUCCGCAUGAGUGCUGUUGCACUACCGGGCGUGCAUCUAAUACACAGGUCUCUCCAAGUGUUGUUGCUGAGCCGCCGCGCGUGUUUGGUGACUUUGGUCAUAGCAGCUGUGCGGCUGGCGAUGUGGCGCAGGCUGGAAGGGGCCGCAGCCUGCUGCACGGCCACGAGUGCAUGCGGCGGUGUGGGCCGUCGGGGAAGUCGGCAAGCCACUUCAUUAUUCACGGCUGCAGCCCCGGACGUGUGCAAUUGAUUGUAACACGGGGUCACA
Molecule: messenger RNA, 7643 nt
Organism: Chlamydomonas reinhardtii
Lineage: Eukaryota; Viridiplantae; Chlorophyta; Chlorophyceae; Chlamydomonadales; Chlamydomonadaceae
Exons: 10
Coding region: 762-5624 (1620 amino acids)
Biological process (GO): intracellular signal transduction; protein phosphorylation
Cellular component (GO): cytoplasm; nucleus
Molecular function (GO): MAP kinase activity; ATP binding
Source: RefSeq, a predicted model, not a curated record